GCACUUUCGGCGAUCAGUCGGAAGUGGACAACUAGAAUGGCGAAAUUCCUCAAACAUCUAGGUAUUGGCUCGAAGAAGGCUCCUCCACAACCACCAACUAGGGACUAUUUGUCUGAUUAUACGACACCUCAAGCGUGUACAACUUGCGUUGCUUCAGAUCGACCAUCCACUGAUUCAGUUUCAGGAGCAUCUCCAGUCAGAGAAAGCGUCUGCUCCAAGCAGAAACAUAGUCCCCAAAAGGAGCCAAGAAAUGUAAAAAAUACAGUAAAUAUUGAUUGUCAAAUACCACCAAUUGUUGAUGAAUAUAGCGAUCCUAUAGAUUUAAAAACUACUGAUGGAUUGUCUUCUCAAAUUAGCAAUGAAGAUGAUUAUACAGAGCCAUACGAAGCCCUGAAGCUUUUACAAAAAAAACAAGAGGAAAAUGGAAAGAGAUCUCGUGAUAAUGCUUAUGAAGAUACCUUGCCAAUAGCAUCUGCCAAUGCUCCCAUUCAAAAACUACCUGCUCCAAAUACAUCAAUCCCACCGACAAUAGGCCAGUCAAACGUCGAUCAAAGACCCAAACAAGAUUAUGAUGAACCAUGGACUGAUAAUAAAGCAGCUUUGCGAAACAAACUUGUUAUUUCGAAUGACGACGAUCACGCCUAUACUCAUUUAAAACGUGAUAGAGUAAGAGAAAUUGGUAAUACUUCUAGCCAUGACGAAUCGCUGGAUCGUUCACCUAACAAGAAAGAAUUAGAAGGAAAAAUAAAAAAAGCAAAUGAUAGACGACCAGUAGACGAUUACGAUAAACCUUGGGAUCAAUCAAGAUUAUCGCAAAUUUCGAGUGAAAAAUCAAGAGAUUCAAGGCCUGAUGAAGACUACGAUGAACCUUGGGAUAACAACGCCCUAAUGGCUAGGCUAAAUCUCGGUUUCGAGUGUAAUACGAGCUUACCACUGGAACAACAAAAGUGGUAUCAUGGUGCAAUAUCAAGACUAGAAGCUGAGAAAAGACUAAAAUAUCACCGUGAAGGCAGCUUUCUAAUUCGACGUAGUGAGAGUGAUAGAAGCGAUCAUUCUUUAUCUUUAAAAAGUAGUCACGGAUUUAUGCAUAUGAAAAUCGUCAUUAGGGAUAAUUGCUACAUACUUGGACAAUUUUCUCAACCUUUUCAAAAUAUACCGCAAAUGGUUCAACACUAUUCGUUGAACAAACUACCAAUUAAAGGGGCCGAGCAUACGUCUCUCUUAUAUCCAGUUAAAGGCCAAUAG
Molecule: messenger RNA, 1245 nt
Organism: Dimorphilus gyrociliatus
Lineage: Eukaryota; Metazoa; Annelida; Polychaeta; Dinophilidae
Source: the annotation of a GenBank genome assembly